Messenger RNA from Amoebophrya sp. A120, 1874 nucleotides. Lineage: Eukaryota; Dinophyceae; Syndiniales; Amoebophryaceae. The record is from the annotation of a GenBank genome assembly.
AUGGCCAAAAUGAUGAAGAUGAUGUCCAUGAAGAUGGCCAAAAUGAUGGCCAUGAAGGUACAGGCUUUGCGUGUGCUUCCUCUUGUGCAAUACGCAUUUUUUUUUAUGUGAUGUUGUUUCUUGAUGUUGAUUGCCAUUGCUACUAAAAAGGUGCUGGUUAUCACACUGCGAGCAUAUUUCUUACUUCUAACAAGAUGGUGACGUUGUGAUGUUCCUGCUCGAGACCAACAAACCACAUAUUUAUCAUCUCGUAUGAUGAUUUCAAUCAAUCGCAAAUAAUAUCCGCACAGAUGGUGAUGAAGAAGAUGGCCAUGAAGAAGUCUGUCAUCGCGAAGGGCAAGCGCGCCAAGGUCUCCGUCUUCAAGGGCACCAAGCUGAAGACCACCAGUGGGUUGAAGAGGUCCGACUUGAAGAAGAACAAGUCCGGCAAAAUCGUGUCCGCCAAGGCUUUAUCAACUGCACACUGCUCUGGAUCUGGAAAGUUGAAUAAUUAGGUUUGUUUAAGUGCCACGCUUUUGGGAGAAGGCUGUCAUGCAUAUCGCGGAGUAGCUGUAGCAUCAGCAUUGCGUCGUUGAAAUGCAAGAGCGCAAUUGGAAUUGCGCAUGGGCGCUGCGCACUAUAUCUGUAGUCGCUAAAAGAUUUCUCAUGUGCAGCUGCAUUCUGCUUUCAGUUUCUCACUCUCAAUCUCAUACAUAAGUUUUGAUGGCCCCUCCUUGUUCCCACUUCCAGAUGCAGACAUAUAUGGCAUUUGAUACUUCUCGGCUCAGGGCAAGAAGGCCUUCAAGAACAUCUCCAAAUGGACUGUCGCCGUUAUGGAACUCUCAAGCGUUACAUGGGUUGCUGUUGCAUGAUUUGUUAUGCAAAAUUAGUGGCAGUAUGAGUCACAGUCCCCAGCUCCACAUGAUCAAUUUAGUUCGCAUGACAAUUUUCUGGAGCGCUGAACAGCGCGGAAAUCUGCGCCAAACUUGUGAUGCGAGACGGGCAAACUCUUCCAUUCAACUUUUGCUUCUCGCGUAUCAUAAAAGCAUGCAGCAGCGAACACUGUAAUUUUUGAGAACUCCAUAGCUGUCAGCAAGGCCCGCAAGGCUCUGGGAAUCAAGGGGUUCGUCCCGGUUGGUGGCGCGACCGCUAAGGGCAAGGCCUUCUUGGCCAAGGCCAAGUCCCUCUACAAGUAAAUCGAGGACAACGGUGAAACAACUGACUGGCAUGUCAACUAAUGUGGACAGUUGAAUGGUGGAUCGCCAUCUUUUACUUCUGAAGCACCUUGCUUGAGUUGUGUAGCUGGCAAAAAUUCUACUAAUCGCAUCUUUAGAAGUGCAAGUCCCUCGGUCGACCAACGAAAAAUCCUGUGACCUGAGGUUGUGACGCUGUGCACACAGUGGUCGUUGUAGCAGGUUUAUUUUGCACGUUCUGGCUGUUGGGCCCGCGGUAGAGCAAGUGGAGCAUCCUCCAUAGUUCCCGCGUGAUUCAUGACUUGUCCGUCUUAGGAAGAGGACUGUGGUCGAACCAUUGUUUCAAAAACGGAUAUAGAAAAAUCAGAGCAGUUUGCUUUCGCACGCGGACCCCAAUGCCGCGUCGGACCAAUUUGUACCCUGUCAUUGCGAACAGGUUCUGUUCCUUGCGCACAGAAUGUGAGAGGGAAAGAGAGUUAAGCGGCGCGUAAUUUUUCAUUGGUUGUCUACGAAAAGCAGUUGAAAUAAAACGUGCGAUUGCGGCGAUGCGUCGGUUUCUUGAGCAAGUUUUUUUAAUGUACUGGUGGCCCUAUUCUGGAGCAAUGCUUGCAUGUAAUCGCAAUGCUGUGAAGGAGGGUCCCGGACUUCCCGGUCUCUGUUUGGAACCAAGGUCAGCACAGACGACGAGAUACAUGACGCACU